CUCAGUCACCGCGCGAUGUUCAGACUAAGUAAUCGAUUUCCCGCCUUUCUUGGCGGCCUACGCCACGCCUCCUCAGCCGGCGAGGGUCAGCGCACCGCUCUCUACGAUUUCCACGUGCAGAAAGGAGGAAAACUCGUAAACUUUGGUGGCUAUGCUCUGCCCGUUCAGUACUCCGACCAGAGCAUCAUCGCCUCGCACUUGUAUACCCGUCAGGUGGGCUCCAUCUUCGAUGUGUCGCACAUGCUGCAGACGCGAGUUUUCGGCAAGGAUGCAGCCGCCUGCCUGGAGUCUGUCUGCACGGCAGACAUCCUGGGCACUCCCAAUGGCAGCGGCACCCUCACCGUUUUCACCAAUCCAGAGGGCGGCAUUCUGGACGAUCUCAUCGUGAACAAAGUCAGCGAAAAGGAGCUCUAUGUGGUCUCCAAUGCGGCGAUGAAGCAACAGGAUAUGGGAAUCAUGAGCGCUGCUGUGGACAACUUUAAAGCCCAGGGCAAGGAUGUAACCAUCGAGUUUCUAACUCCCACCGAUCAAUCGCUAGUGGCGGCUCAGGGUCCCCAAGUAGCAACCAACCUGUCAAAACUUCUACCAAAGAAUGCCUCCCUGGAGCAACUCUACUUCAUGACCUCCUUUGUCACCACCUUGGCUGGUAUUCCCAAUGUCAGGAUUACAAGGUGCGGCUACACCGGAGAGGAUGGCGUCGAGAUCUCCGUGGAAUCCAGCCAGGUUCGCAAGCUCACAGAAUCUCUACUAGAGAGUGGAAACCUGAAGCUAGCUGGUUUGGGCGCCAGAGAUUCCCUGAGACUGGAGGCGGGUCUCUGUCUUUACGGCAGCGAUAUCGAUGCCAAGACCACGCCUGUGGAGGCAGCUCUCGCCUGGUUAGUGGCUAAGCGUCGCCGUGCUGCCCAAGAUUUCCAAGGAGCUCAGGUGAUUCUUAGUCAGCUGAAGGAGGGAGUGAGCCGAAGACGUUUGGGACUAAAAAUGUUGGGAGCCAAACCGCCACCAGCUCGCGCAGGAGUGGCCAUCUUUAGCCAGGGUCAGCAGGUGGGUCAGGUGACCAGUGGCUGCCCCAGUCCCAGUGCAGGAUACAACAUAGCCAUGGGCUACGUGAGUGAGCAGCUAAAGGCGCCCGGCACCAAAGUGGAGCUCAAGGUGCGAGACAAGCUCUACGAGGCCGAGAUUGUAAAAAUGCCAUUUGUAAAAGCCAAUUACUACAAUAAGCCAAAGAAAUAAAUUUGAAAAUAAAAAAUUUAACUGAA
Messenger RNA from Drosophila kikkawai, 1256 nucleotides. Its product is annotated as aminomethyltransferase, mitochondrial. The record is from RefSeq and is a predicted model, not a curated record. Gene Ontology annotation, cellular component: mitochondrion. NCBI's taxonomy places the organism in Eukaryota, Metazoa, Arthropoda, Insecta, Diptera, Drosophilidae. Gene Ontology annotation, biological process: glycine catabolic process. Gene Ontology annotation, molecular function: protein binding; aminomethyltransferase activity.